AUGAAUCAAUAAGGUACUAAUCUCUUUAUACUUAUUGUUUUUGGUCUGCUAAAGUAAUAUUCAUUUUAAUAAGAGAUUAUGCUUAUCUGAUUGCGGAUACUUAAAAACUGGAUCUACUUUACUAAGUUUAACUGACCCUUAAUAAUAACUAGACAUCAAUUUAGAUAAUAUAGUGUUAUUAGGCACUUCAAACAUUGGUUAUGGGUUAUGGAUAAAGUAUUAACCUUUUGUACCUAUUUCUUAGAUUAGUAUGAUUUUGAAUUGAUUAAUUAGCGACUUCAAGUUCAUCUACAGGUGGUAUUAUAUUUAGAGAGCCUGUAGAAUCAGGAUUUUUUAUAUAUAUGUAAUAGUAAAAGGAUACAAAAUUUAAUAUGUUAACUGUUUAUAUUACAAUUACACCGGCAACUAACACAAUAAUGCAUAAUAUAUUUUAUUCAUUUUAAUCAACAACAGGGACUAUUUCUUUCAAUUUUGAAUUUGAUGAAUAUGAAGGAAGAUGGAUUUUAUUUUAUGUCUAUUAUGAUCUUUUGUAAAAAUAAACAACAGUAGGUUUUUAUUAAGCAGAAUAAACUGUAUCAACAAAAACAUAGUAACUAUAAGACAUCCCUUCUUUAGUAAAAUAUGUUAGACAUAUAAUUGGUGGAGUAUAAGAAAUAAAAAAUUAAUUAGGAGAGAUUUUGAGUUUGUAAUAAUUUAAAGGAAGAAUAUCAACAUUAUUUAGCAAAGAGCAAUUAAACAUAUUUUUAGAUUUAAAUUCAUUUCUAUCAACUUGUGAGAUAGUUCCAUCUUGUUCAAUAAAAACCUAUAAGUUAUCAGGGUAUAAUUAAGUAUUUACUGGAAAUGGAUUCACAAAUAAUAAUACAAGUCAAUUAGAAAAUCCAAGUUAUGUUAUUUAGGGUUGGGUUAAAAUGGAAUUUUUAAGUGAUGAUUAUUAUCUUGAAACAGUUAUAUUAAGAAUUUCAAUAAAUAGUAAUUAUAAUGAUGAUAUGACAAUUGGAGAUAAAGAAUUAUAUUUAAAGUAUUAUUAAAGUAUAGUACCUACUUAAAAUGGCUUUUCAAUAACAACCUACACAUACAAUUUUCCAAUGGAAAUAAAAUAUUAGAGUUCAGGCACUGAUAUCAUAACAGUAACAGGACCAUAAUAUUAAAAUCUGUUAAUUGAUUGGCAUUAUAUAUAAUAUGAGAUUGGAACAAAUAAUAAUAAUGGAUAACCUUUAUUUUCAAUAUAUUUUCCAUCUUUAGAUAAAGUAUUUCAAUAUAAAUGGACUGUACCUAUAAAUCAUUUUACUGGAACUAUUCUAUAUUAUUUUGUUGGGGGUGACAAUUUUAUUAAAAAUUAUCUAAUUGGAUAAUUAAGUGAUUUAACUUUGAUUACUUAUUGUACAACACCAACAAUAAUGUUAAAUCCUAAAUGUCAUUAUUCUUGUAAUACAUGUGAUGGUCCUGGUAUAUCUAAUUGUUUAUCAUGUCCAAUCAACAGUUUUAGAGUUCAAUCUAUUACUUAAAAGACAUGUACUUGCAAAAAUAAAUAUGUUGAUAUUGAAAAUGAUCCAAUAUGUUAACCUGUUGUUGUUAAAUUCCCUUAACUUGAAGAAGAUGAAGUUUAAGUUGUAUGUAACAAAAGAGGUUUUGAUAGUUGUGAUAAUAAUAUAUAAAAAUGCCUUUUCGGUCAUUUUUUAUAUAGAGAUAAUUGCAUAUAAUGGUAUUUAUAAUAAAUAAAUAAGUCCUGGUUAUUAAUUGUAUAGUACAAGAUAUCAGAUCUUGUGUUCAAAUUGUUUUUUUGAUUCUGUAAGUUUUGCUUAGAAUUUAUAAUGUUUAGAAGAUACCAAUACUUAUUUAUAUGAUGAAGAUAAUUCAUAUUUCACCACUUAAAGACAGAAUAGAGAAAUUGAGUUUUAUAUAGCUAAUCAAAAUUUAGAAGGUUAGUAUGAAUUGACAUUAUAAUAUGGAUUUGUAUAAUCUAGUAAAUGCAAAUAAGGAUUUUUUUUGGAUUCUAAUAAAUAAUGUAGUGCUUGUUUAGAUGGUUGUGAAACUUGUGUUAAAAAAGGAAUUUGUUAAAAGUGUUUUUCAAAUUAUGCUUUAACAGAUGAUUAUCUAUGUUAAUAAUGUUUAAGUUGCACUGAUUGUACAUUCUAUAAUAAAAAUACACAUUGUAGAUCUUGCAAAACUGGAACAUAUUUAAAUUCUGAAGGAUUAUGUUAAUCUUGUGGAUAAUAUUGUGCUAGUUGUAACUACUAAGGUUAAUGUAAUUAUUGUGAUAAUCCUAUUACAUAUUUCUUAUCAUUUGAUGGUAAGAAUUGUGAAAUUUGCACUAUUCCUAAUUGCUAAAUUUGUUAUCAUUAUUUUAUUAAAAAUGAUGUCACACAUACAAAAUUUGAUAUAAAUACAUCUAUAAUUGAUAUGGCUGAAUCUUAAUUAUUUAUUGGUUGUGCACUCUGUCAAUAAAAUUAUUACUACAAUUUAAUUACAUUAUAAUGUGAAAUAGCACCUUAAACCUCUGGAAAUGGUUCUACUAAUCCUAGUGAUCCUGCUCCUCCUAAUGAUUAAGAUGGUAAGAUUAAUGAAGUAUCAACUGAAUUAUGCACUUUUGGUCUAAUAAUAGAUUCUUUAGGUACAAGUCAUUGUUUAAUAAGUUAAUACAGUGUAACUUCAACUCAAAAUAUAUUUUGCUCAACAAUUACUAAUUGUUAAUAGUGUAUAUCUAAUUAUCUUUCUGCCAGUACAUUUUGUAUAGUAUGUGUUGAUGGAUAUUAUUCAAGUAUUUUAACUGGUAGAUGCAUUCAAUGUGAAUAAAAUUGUAAAACAUGUAUUCAAUAAAAUAAAGAAUACUAAGACUUUUGGAAAUGGGGAAUUAAAGCUUAUUAUAAAUAUGUUUUUAAUUAAGAUGACUCUCAUCCUUUUGAAUAAUAUGCAACAUCAACUUUUGAAUCAGAUUUUGAAUUGAUCUGUACAUCAUGUCCUAAAGGAUAUAUCCUUUAUGAAUUUACUUGUAUUAAAGAUUGUAAUGAAGAUUGUACAGAAUGUAACAUAAUUAAUGGAAUUUCAAUAUGCACUUAAUGUUUAGAAACUCCAUAUGGAUAUUUAAAGAGUCAAGAUUCUAAAGGGAUAUGUCUAACUUGUCCAAACUAUUGUGCUGCUUGUUUAGAGAGAUCAACAGAAGAAAUUCAAAAUAUUAAUCCCUAUUUUAUUAUUACAUAGAAUAAUAUUAAAUAUACAAGAAUUUGUUAUGAAGAAUUUUAAUAAGAUACUACUGAAGGUUCAUACUACAAUGAUUAAAAUAUUUAAACAAUAACAUUUUGUGAAAAAUAUGAUAAAUGUUAUCAUAAAGCCAUACUUAGAUAAAAUGUGUAUUGUUAACAUGGUUUAUAUAUGUUUGAUUUAGAGAAAAGUACAGAUUAAUAAGUGUUUCUAUAAAACAAUAUAUUUAUAGAUGUACUUUUUGCAAUUGGAUAUUUAAGAAUAGUAGAAACAUCAAGUUUAUAUACUUAUUUUAAUGAAAAAGUAAUAAGAGAGGUAGAAUUUUAAUUUAGAUUCAUCUCACAAAAUGGAUUAUCAUGUUAUCUCUAAUAAGAUUCUAAAUUAUUAAAUAUAAUAUAAUAAAAUGUAUUUUCCAUUUAGUAAGUUAAUUUAAAACUUAUUGGUGACAAGUAUCCUACUACUAUAAUAAUAGAUAAAAUUUUAUAAAUAAAAAAUUUUGGAUCUAUUACAUUUGAAAAUAUAUAAUUUCAAACUGCUAUUCAAGAUAACAAUAAUUCUUUAUAAUCUUAUAUUGUUUUGAUAAAUACUUAAUUAAAAAUGAACUUAAUCAUAAAAGAUUGCAUAUUUACUACAACUAAUUCAACUCAAUAAUUGAAGCAAUUCUAAUUUAUUUCUGAUUAAGGAUAUUCAUUAAAUAUUGAAAAUCUUAUCAUUAGAGACUUUAAAGUUUAAGAUUCAUAAGUAUUUUAAUUUUAAAUUUCUUCAGGCUUUGAAUAAAAAGUAAUUAUAUCAAGAUUACAAAUUAUAACUUCAUAUUUAAAAAAUACAAACCUCUUUAAUUUUUAAGCUAAAUCUAAUGAUCUCUUUGCUAAUAUCUAAAUGAAUUAAAUAUCUAUAACUGAUACUCAAUUUGAUAAAUCUAAUUUAACAUACACAUAAACUUAACUUGAAUAUGAUAUUGGAACAGUUAUUGUUAAUAAUUUGAGUUUAAUUGCUGUUACUUUAAAUGAUAAAUCAACAAUAUUUUCAAUCUAAGGUGCUUCAUCUUUUAUAACAAAAACAGUCACAGUUAUAGAUUUAAUUCUUUAGAAUAAUUCUUAUUUUUAUUUUUCUAAUAUCAUUUAGAUAUCAGACUUAUAAUUUAACAACACUAUGAUUUAAAAUAGUACACUCAUUACUAAUGAUGUAGAUUAUGCAAAUUCAGAUGAAUCAAUGUUAAAUGCUGCUAAAAUUUCAAUUAUUAAUUGUAAAAUAGAGAAUCUUAAAUAUACAAAUGCAUAAUCAAUUUUAAGAAUAAUUUUAUAUGAAAAGAUUAAUACUUAGAUGUUUUAUAUUGAUUCAUUUACACUCAACAAUAGUAUAUCAUUACUUAAUGAAAUACCAAAUUAUAUUUCAUAUGAGCAAUCAAAUAUUUAUAUAGAGUGUUAUUAAUGUAAAUUGAUUUCAGUUUAUAUUUAAAGAGGAUAUGGACUUCCUGAAAUCACAAUAUUACAUUCAUAAAAUCUAAAUAUUAAGAAUUUGUAUCUUUCUCAAUCAUCUAAUUAUUAUUCUAAAACUUUACAUUAAUCUUUUGAGUGUGUUAAUAAUUAUGCUUAUUCUCAGAUGUUUCAUUUUCUGUAUAUUGGAUUUUACUAAAAUAUUACAAUAAAGAAUUUAUAACUUAGCAAUAGUAUUACAUAUAACAAUCCUUUUAUUAUCAUUAAAGGAUAUGACUUAAUGGAAAAAAUAUAAAAUGAAUAAAUUGAUAUAAUAGAUUCUAUUUUUGAUUCUAAUAUGCUUAUUAUCACAAAGGCCAACCGAGCUACUUCUAUAAUAUCAAUUCUAUCAGAAUAAUCAUCAUUUGUCACAUUUAGCAAUAUAAAAUUCUAUUAUAAUCAUCUUAAUCAAUAUUUUCAAGAUUUAUCAAGAUAAUCAACUUCAACAUUACUUAUUCAAUUACAAUAAGGUAACUUUUAUCUUGAAAAUUCUUAUUUUAAACAAAAUUUGGUUACUAAUUCCACUGAUUCUAUUUUGUAUCUAAAAGCUAUAACCAUAGGAAUAACAAAUACGAAAUUUCAAAAAAAUAACAUCCUUUAACUCUCUAUAAUUGGCUAUAAUAUCUUGUUAUCUGAUGAUAAUAAUGAUAUUGAUGGUUAAAGUUUAAUUAAUGUUUUACCAAUUAGUUCUAAAAGUGGAAAUGGAUUAUUAAUUGCAACAUAUCUUAAUUUAGAUAGAGUGAGAAUAGAUUAAUCUUUUUCUAAUUAUGGAGGAGGAUUUUAUAUUAAUACAUAAGGUAUAAGCAGUAUUAUAAUAAAAAAUUCGAAAUUUUUAAAUACAUAAACUUCAAUGAUUAGUUCUUCUUUUUCAACUGGAGGUUGUAUUUAUAUAGAUGCACAAUUAUCAAAAUUAACAUUAAUUAUAUAAUCAACUACUUUUGACUCCUCUUUUAGUAGAUUAGAAGGAGGAGGCAUAUAUAUUAUUCCAUCUUAAUAGGAGAAUAAUAUUGAAAUGUCUAAUUUAAAUGUAAUAGAUUGUUAUUCCAUAAAAAGUUCAUUUCUAUCAUUUUAAUCAUCAAGUUUGGACAAUAUAAAAUCAUAAAUUUAUAUUAGUGGCAUAAUAUUUGAGAAUACUUAAAAAGGAUUUAAUACUUUUAUAUCACUUUUAUAAUCUCCAAGUAUUUCAGAUCUUGAUUCUAUUCGUAAUAGUAAUGCUUUGAUAUCAAUUAAAUAUGCAAGUGUAAAUGUAAACAAUUGUAGUUUUUCAUCUACCUAAUUCUCAUAUUUCUUGAACAUAGAAUCUGCCAUCAAUAUUUAUUUACAGAAUAUUGAGAUAAUUAAUUCUACAAUUUUAUAUUCACCACUCCUCAAAUUAAGUUUAAGAUAAUGUAAAUAUUAUAUUAUUUAAAUUUAGACUAUUAUGGUAUUCUUAUGAUUAAAAAUCUUACAAUUUAAAAUGUUAUUUAGAAACUAUAGAUUGUAGAUAUUCCUUGUUUAGUAACAAGUUUCAUAAUUAAGGAACCUCUAACUUGUCCAUUAAUAUUCCCAUCUUAAAGUAAAAAUUUAUCUGAUUAUGAUACAUCAUAAAAUUAGUAAUUAUAAAUGGAAUGUAAUAAGUACCUUAUUUAUUAAAAUGUCACUUAUAAAUUCAGUCUUAUAGAAAUAGAUGAUCUUAAGGUAAGUCAUCAUUUCUAAGCAGAAAACUUAUAAUUUGAUUCUAUUCAAUGUUCUGAUUGCUAAUAUGGACUUAUUACAAUUGAAGAGAUAGAAAAGUCAGAAGUUUAAAAUAUCUUAUUUUCAAAUGUAAUUAUAAGAGAUAGUAAUUGCGGUUAAACAGGAUGUAUAUCAUUACUUCAAUAUGAAAGUAAUGCAAUAUUAAGAAGUGAUUUAUUAUCAUCUCCUACUAAUUAAAGAGUACUUUAAUAACACGAUUACUAUAAUUUAACUUACAAUUUAAAUUACUAAGCAAAAAUAAUUAAUUCUAGAUUUAUUAAUAAUAAUGCUAUUUAUGGAGGAUCAAUCUUUAUAGUUGAAAUAACAUCUAUAUUGCAUGCCUGUUAUUUUAGAAAUAAUACAGCUAGUAUAGGAGGUGCUAUUUAUUAUUUUUCAAAGUAGGCCCAAUUAUAUAUUUUUGAUUCUUAAAUACUUGAGAAUAAAGCUAAAAUUGCUGGGGGAUUAUACUUAAAUUCUUAAUCAUUACAAACUACAACUUAACUUGAUGUUUAUUUAUCAAAUAAUAAUUCAACACUUUUUGGUUCUGAUGUUUUAGAAAAUCCUAGAUCUUUAACAAUGUCUGUAGAUGGAGGAAAAACAUUUCUAACAAAAAAACUGAUAUCCAAAACUUCAACAUCUUUAGUUGAAUAAAUUGUCAUUACACCUUAUAAGAUUUUAGGCUAUUCUUAAAAAGUUAAUUUUAUUAUGUUUCCAUCUGGAAGAGCCAUAGGAUCAUAUAAAUAUUUUGAUCAAUACACAUCUCAGUAUAUUCCCUACAAUCUUACAUUUAGAAUCAUAGCCCUUAACAAAUAUAACACUUAAGAAAAGAAAUUAGAAGGAUCUUCUUGCACUAUUACUCCAACCAUUAUGAAUUAUACUAGUCAAGAAAUCCUCUCAGGAUUAGUUGGAAGUUUAUCAUAUACAACUGUAAAAUUUAACCAAACUUCUGGUGACUUUAAUUUAGAUGAUCUAAUUAUCUAUUUUAAUCCUACUUAUGAGGCAGAAGUUAUUAUGUAAUUAUCAAUAUUCUGUAAUAUCAUCUCAAUACCUUAAUAUGAAUCUAUUCCUCCUUAUUCUAUUAAUAAUACAAUUACAAAUUAUAAAUUAUUAAUUGAUAUAAAAACAUUAAAAUGUUAAUUAGGUGAAUAUUAAAAUGAAACAACAGGUGGUUGUAUAUUAUGUGAUACAAUAUAAAAUUAAUAUUAAGUAAAAUGGAGUGCAUAAAAUUGUAAUUAUAAAGAUGAUUAAACUAUGAAAUCUAUAGAAUCUUCUAUGAUUGAAUUAAGAUCUGGUUAUUGGAGAGCAUAUUAUUAUUCUUAAACAAUAGAAUAUUGUUAUCAUUUAAUAUAAAAUUGUUAAGGAGGAUGGAAACCAGGUGAUUAAUCAUGUAUAUUAGGACAUAUAGGUGCAUUAUGUGAAUAAUGUGAUUUAUAUAAUAUAAUUGGUUAAGGUUCAUAUUCAGUAAGUUCUAAAUAUUCAUGUGGAAAUUGUGAUUAAAUAAUAGGCAAUGUGUUAACAAUCUUUUUUAUAAGUGUCUGGACUCUUAUCUCUAUAUUGAUGUCAGUUAGCAGUACUGUUGAAAUGAUUGAAGAAUUUAUAGCAGGAUUAAGAUUAAAAGCCUUUGGGUUUACUG
Paramecium pentaurelia is the source of this 8019-nucleotide messenger RNA. The record is from the annotation of a GenBank genome assembly. NCBI's taxonomy places the organism in Eukaryota, Ciliophora, Oligohymenophorea, Peniculida, Parameciidae.